AUGGCAGCAUAUUAUACAUAUAAUUUCUUACCUCCAAUUUCAUCGGAUUUUGAUUCUCUUUUACACGAUUUUGAACAAGAACCUAAUCAUGAUUAUCAAUCAUUUGCAUUUGUAUGGCGAAAACAUAAACUUGAAUUACUUUUUAAAUCUGCAGAUAUUCAACCAAAUUCAUUUCGAUUCUUUCUUGAUGAUUCAAUGACAGUCGCUGCUGCUUAUCUCGGUGAACCAUGGCGUUUACCUAUACAACUCGGUGCACUCUACUGUUUAUUCACAAUAUAUAUGUAUCAAAUAGAAGAACCAAAAGUUAAAGUUCGAUUAACUAUAGAUACAUGGAAUUCUUUUCUUGAUCAAAUGGAAUCAUCAAGAGAUGUACCAUCGGAUGCUAAAAUUAUUUUAUGUAAACUAAUUAAUGAACAUGCUUUUGUUAUUAGUGCAACACGCCAUGAGAUGGGUCCUCGGUUUUUUACUAAAAUCAAUUAUAUGAAAUCGGGAAAAUAUAUGCGUUCAGAUGUAUUACUUUCAUCACGUUUAAAUAUUGAUGAAAAACUUGUUAAGAUAUGUGAAGAAACACAUAACUUAUAUACGAAAGCAAAAGAUAGUUUAAUUGAAGCAUAUGGUGGUAUUGAUAGUCUACCAGAAGAAUUUACAUCAAUUCGACCAAAUUUUAUUGAACAAUUAAAAAAAAGUUUUGAUAUGGAAAAACUUGAUGAACAAACAGAAAUACAACCAGAACCCGAAACAGUAACUAAACGUCGAUCAUCAAUUGGUGAAUCUCGAAGUCGAAUUCGAGCUAAAGCUGAAAUGAUUGAUCGUCCAACAAAAAAAACUUCUAUUAAAGAUGAAUAUAUGCAUGACGAUGAUGAUGAUGAUGACGAUGAUGCAUAUAAUCAGUUGAUGUAUAUGAAUACUAAUAAUAAUGAUGAUGAUGAUGAUGAUGAAGAUGAAAUACCUAGAAAAAAACAGACCACUAAAUCUAAAACGAAAACUCGUCGUUCAAGAAAAACGACGAAAUGA
Messenger RNA from Rotaria sp. Silwood1, 1014 nucleotides. Lineage: Eukaryota; Metazoa; Rotifera; Eurotatoria; Philodinida; Philodinidae. The record is from the annotation of a GenBank genome assembly.